Messenger RNA from Phyllotreta striolata, 4058 nucleotides. The record is from the annotation of a GenBank genome assembly. NCBI's taxonomy places the organism in Eukaryota, Metazoa, Arthropoda, Insecta, Coleoptera, Chrysomelidae.
AUAACCUAAGAAUUUUUGAAUCCUUUCAUGUGAAUUUAUAAAACUUUUAAUAUGAAUUCCAAACUACCAUUAGUAGUUAUUUUAGGUGCAACAGGUGCGGGAAAAACUAAAUUAUCCCUCGAAUUAGCGAAGAAAUUUAAUGGAGAAAUCAUAGGAGCGGAUUCGAUGCAGGUGUACAAAGGACUUGAUAUUAUCACCGCCAAAGCCACUAAACAAGAACAGUCCGUAGCGCCACACCAUUUAAUCGACGUUUUAGAACCCUCCGAGAUGUUCACCGUGGCCCAAUACAAAACCCGAGCUCUACGAAUUAUCGAUAAUCUUUACAACAACCACAAACUCCCUGUUAUAGUCGGAGGGACAAACUACUACAUCGAAUCACUCCUAUGGAAAAUAUUAAUCGAUGAUGACAACUAUACGAGCACUCCGGGAAUAUUACCUAACAACGAUCACGAACUGCCCAGUGAGGAAUUACAUAAAAAACUAAAGGAACUAGAUCCUGUUACAGCAAGACGAUUGCAUCCUAACAACAAGAGAAAAAUUCUAAGAUCUUUGGAAAUUUUAUAUAAAAAGGGGAAAAAGCACAGUGAAAUAUUGCAGGAGCAAAUUUCUGCUAAGGACGCCUCCAAGUCAGGUGGAGGUUUGAGGUUUCCACAUUCCCUAGUUUUGUGGCUGCAAUGCGAUCAGGAUAUAUUAGACAAGCGUUUAGACGACCGCGUCAAUUCCAUGAUAGAGCAAGGUUUGUUACAGGAACUACUAGAUUUCCAUCGUACAUUCCAAAACGAAACACCUGACUAUACGAAAGGGAUUUUCCAAUCGAUUGGAUUCAAAGAAUUUCAUUCCUACUUGAUGAUGAGCGAAGAGGAUAGGCGAACCGAUGAUGGAGAGAAAGCGCUAAACGAAGGAAUCGAACAGCUCAAAAUGGUUACUAGAAGAUACGCCAGGAAGCAGAAGAAAUGGAUAAGAAAUAGGUUCCUCGGCAGGCAGGAUAGAAAGGUACCUCCGGUUUUUGGGCUAGAUACAUCGGACGUUUCUAAAUGGGACCAGAAUGUAAGUAGAAUAGCGGAAGAAAUUGUGAAUAGUUUCAUAUCAAAUUCCAAGUGCCCUCACAAUCCGUUGCCAAAACAAAUUACCAAUUCAGCGCCAAAUAUAGAUAGUACAACGAAUCAUUGCGAUAUAUGUAAUAGGGUGUUCAUUGGAGACUUCCAAUGGACUACGCAUAUUAAUUCCAAUAGGCAUAAAAGGGAGAUGGCUGCGAAGAGAAAAAAAGAUGCUCAAUCUGGUGAAUAAAUAACAACACAAAUAUUUAAAGCCAACAUUUUAUUUUGUAAAACUUACGGAAAACUAAUACCACAAUCAAAUUCUGAAUAAAGUUACCAAAAAAAAAUGUUAAAAAUUAGAUAUUAACAAAUUAAAUAAGUACUAACGAUUGUUAGGAUUAUGGCAUUACUAUUAUUAUUUAAAACUCAAUAUAGAUAGGUAUAUAUUCAUAAAAUUACGCCUAUGCUAAAAAUCAUGCCAUACAUCCUUAGGGCUCAUGUUAUAGAUUAAAUUAUAUAUUAUUAUGUAAUAUAUAAGACAUUAUGCUUUUUAGCAAAGCCAUUUUGCAAUGGCGUCGCUGGUGGUCGCUAAGCGUAGAGAAUUGCCCUGUUAUAUAUUUACUACUAAAAGAUUUGUCAAAUAAUGUGCAUAAUAAGUAGUUAGCAUUUAUUCAUACUAUUUUCUAAUAUACAUAUUUGGUCAACAGCGAGGUUUCAUCACAGGUACGUUUUAUCAGCGUAUAUUUAUGUUCUUAUUCUUGCAUGAUGUAAAUUAAUGUUAUAUCUUCAUGACGAUUUUAUUGAUUGAAUUGAUGAAAAAUAUUGGCAUCUGCAAUUUACUUAAUAAUAGCGAGAUUUAAACGCUAAACGUUUAAAUUCCACUUAGAAAAAUUACGAAUGCUUGAAAAAAAAUAGAUAAUAUAUAAAAAUUAAUAUAUAAAUACAUCAUGCAAGAUUCAGAAUAUUUGUAGGCCAUUUUUAUCGACAGUUUACUGAUAUAUUUUUUUGUUUUUUAUUUUUUUUAUUAUUUUUAUGUUUUUUAAAAUAUUUUUUAUCAAAAGUAUAAAAUACUGUAGAAUAUUAUGAACACAACAAUUCUCUUUAUCUCACGACUUUUACAGUUAAAUAGUAUUGAUUUUACGGGAAAAUGCCGAAAUCGGUACAAACUAAAUAGUUCAAUUGGUGUGCGCUCGGGCACUUCGCAAAUCAUCUCUCCGGUUUUCAGUUUUUACCCGCAUUUUAUUCAUAACAUAGUCUAUGCAGAGGAAGACGAAUUUUAUACAUAUUUUCAAAGAAAAAGAAAAACCGUAUAGUAAGUAUUAAAAUUAAUUAAAGAAAACACCACUACAAUAACAAAACAUAUCAACACAUUGAGCAUUUUGAAUCAACGAAAAUAGUGUAGUAUAUUUGGCACUCCAAAUAACGAUUGUUUUUCAAUGCAAACAUUAAGGAUGUAAAUCGACAUUACAAAUUGGAUACACUUCAAAACUUUCUAUGCAAUACACAUUGGAAAUUUUCUGCUUAACAAUUAAUUGAUGUUUCUGAACUUUUAUCUUAAGACGUAAACACACAAAUUCCGUAUUAUUAGAAAGGAGCAUUCAUAACAUAUUCGCUUCAUUCAAUGUAAUGGCUCUCGGCCUUUUUCGAUCCCUUUUAUCCGAAAUUAAUAUCCACAAAAUCGAGAUCGAUAUCUGAUUUUAAAAACUACCCACCAGCUGCUUGUACUGUAGAAAAAUUUUAUAUGAGUACUAGUAAGUUAUCUAUGUAAAAUCAUCGGCUGUAUCAAAUAUCUUAUCAAAGGGAUAUCGUUUUAUGUUCAUCUAUUUGCAGAUGUUUAUUUCUAAUUAUAUGAGCGAUUACCGAACUAGGAUGAGAUACCAUUACAUUGCUUUUUUUAGUUAUUAAGAGUCCAAUACUUCCACUCAAAAUGGCAAACAUGAACAAACGUUACAAAUAAAACGAUACAAAAUUUUUAACAAAACGCCUCAAGAACAAAAACACACCAAAAUUAGUUAACAUUAUAAAUAUAAAAAAUAACUAACAAUAUAAAGUAAGCACUUAAAAUAUUAAAAAAAAAGUAAAAUGUGAAAAAUAUUUUUACACCUUCGCUUAUUAUCAUACAAAUUUACAUAACACAAUUAUUAUUAUUAUUAAAAAGCGUAAAUAUUCAUUUCAUUCGAAUAAUAUAAUUUUUAUACAUUAAAACAUGUUAAAAUAAAUCGAUUAGGAUUAUAUUAUUCGUAAUAAUCUGUAAUUCCUACAAUUUACAGAUAAAAUGAUUUUAUUCAAGAGCACUUCAAAAAUUUGGUAAAAUUACUGAAGUGAAAAGAAUGAAUGAUUUAGAACCAAAAAUUCUUAAUAUACAACUCGUGCCACGGUGUGAUUACAUAAUACAAUUUUAUGCAAAUUUAAACCAAGUUUUAAAUGUGUGGACUUGAAAUUUCCGUUCGACAUUUUUUUUACAUCUGAAGUUCCAACAAUUAUUCCUACGUAUACAUUGUAAUCCAUGUUAUUCGCGUUGACAAAUGUAUUAUUUUAAGAAUAGAAGACGGACUUCCUGCAAAUAUUUCCAAAAUUACCAGACGAUCAUCAAAGGAUAUAUUGACCGAAAAAAUGGCAUAUUAAUGUUAAUAUUAGUUCCCUAAUCCUAAUAUUUUUUUUAUUCAAAUAUAUUCUUAGCUAUUAAUAUGCGAAGGUUAAAAUUUUAGUUUUUUUUACGUGCGCUUGCUAAUUUACGAAUCUAUUUAAUCUUGAAAUUUUAUGUCUUUUUCAGGUAAUCUGAAAAAUAUUUGAGAAAGUAACGUUAGUUUAUUUUAAACGCAUUCUCCCGUCGUCAAUCUUUCAUGGAUUACCCUGUAAAUCCCUUCAAAUUAAAGUAAAUUAAUUUGCAAUUCAUUUUCGCCCUUUAUAAAGAAAAGUCAGAUAAAACUCUGACAAAAAAUUAUUAAUUUACACGUUAAAAUUAAACCUAUUUCAACAAAACAUAUACAAAAAAAAACACCUAAAACAAUUAUACUUAAA